Messenger RNA from Rhipicephalus sanguineus (brown dog tick), 558 nucleotides. RefSeq names its product calmodulin-beta. The transcript has 2 exons. Bases 1 to 531 code for a protein of 176 amino acids. Gene Ontology annotation, molecular function: enzyme regulator activity; calcium ion binding. The record is from RefSeq and is a predicted model, not a curated record. Lineage: Eukaryota; Metazoa; Arthropoda; Arachnida; Ixodida; Ixodidae.
AUGGCCAGCAAGAAAGACAGUGCUCCUGGUGGCAGCGAUGGUGGCGGUGGCCGAUCAGUAAGUGACUCGAGCGAGUCGCAGCUCUCCGAGGUCGAGAUCGCGAAGCUACGCGAGGUUUUCGCGCUGUAUGACAAGGACGGCAACGGCGCUAUAUGCAUCGAGGAGCUAGGCAUCAUGAUGCGCGCCAUGGGCGAGAACCUGACCGAGGGCGAACUCAAGGAAAUGAUUGCCAUGGCAGACACCGAUGGCAACGGCACCGUGGACUUUCCCGAAUUCCUUGCAUUGAUGACCGAGUUGAAGGGCACUGCAGACACCGAAGAAGACAACCGCGAGGUGUUCAGAGUACUCGACAGGGACGGCAAUGGCUUCAUCACUGCUACUGAGCUGCGCCAAUUCGUCAGCGCCAUCGGAAUGAAAUUGACGGACGAGGAAGUCGACGAAAUGAUACGGGAAGCCGACAUGGACGGGGACGGACAGCUAAACUAUGAAGAAUUCGUUGCAGUAAUGACGUCGACCGAGCAGUCCGAAUAAAGGUGUUUCCCUCACGCUCUCUAUAAA